AUGGGACCUGGGGGCUGGCAGCAGGGCUCUCGGAAGGGAGACCAGCCGGGGGUAGAAUCGGGGGCAGGCAGCCAUCCCCCGGGGGCCAUGCCUCCGCCGCAGCUGGCCGGCUCCGCAGGUCACUCGGCGGCCGGGCCCUGCCCGCAGAGCCUCGCCCCCUCACUCACCCCUCCCAGCCCGGGAUCCAGGUCCCGCCGGCCCGCUGACCCUUUGGGGGCAGCGGCCGCCGUGCACUCCAGGAGCCCAGGCGGUGUCUGUGCUGGGUCAUCUGAUAAGCCGGCCCUGCGAGGCGGUGGGAUCAUCGUCCCCACCUCACAUCAGGACCUGGACCCACAGCUGUCCAGGGACUCGGCGGGGGCCGCCCUGCACGCAGGCCGGGCCAGCACCCUGCCCAACGCUCCACGGUGGUACCUGCUCUCGGGGCUGAAGUGGACGGCUCCUCCUCGCAGGCCCGUGGGCCGGGGGGCGCGGAGAUCGGGCGGCGCCCAGCGCUGGUCACGGCACUGGCGGCCCCGGUGCCGGGCGUGGUGGGCGGAGGAGGAAGGGCGGGCGCCAGGCCGCGGGCGCCUCCACCCGCUCCUUGACCAGCAGCCGCGUGUCCGGCCCGGGGAGAAAGCCGGCAGGGCCGUCAAAGACCCUUCCCGCUUGGUGGCCCCAUUUGCCUGGCGCCUGGCCCAGUGCCCCCCUCUGGCUCUCAGCACAGGACCCCGGUGCCCCCUUGGCCCCCCGGGGCUGAGAAGCCAGGGGUCGGGCCCGGGCCUGCAGGGCGUGGUGGGGGGGGUGCUGGUCGUGGCCCUGGGGAUGCUGAGGGCCACCUGCCCUGUCGCCUCUGCAGAAGUGGCGUCGGGCGUGGGGUGUGGCCGGCUGGCUGCUCCCAGGGAGGGAGAGGGCCCCACGCAGGGUGCCAGGGGCGCCCGUCCUGGCAGCCACAGGGGUGUUGGCAACCGACAGGGGCCGGGCCUGUGCCGGGGUGAGAUCGAAUUCGGAGGGUCUGGGAAGAAGCGAGGCAAGCCCCUGGCACAGGACGUCCCGCAGCCACGGCUUCAGGGCGAAGGGCUGCUCCUCGCCCACCAGCGACACCACCAGGUUGGGGGCCGGCAGGUGCCAUUCGGCCAGCAGAAGGUCAAAGAGCACAGACGGGGCCACGCCACUGGGCACCUUCACGAGCUGCACGGCAGGGAGCAGGGGGCCCAGCACAGGCCACGGGACAGAGUCGUGGCCUGUUCUGUCCAGAUGGCAUCUGGGGGGGCCAGCUCCCAGCAGAUGCCCCAGAGGCGGGAGGGGGCCCCGGGGCCGCUGGGCUCAGUGACUCCCAGGCCUGCAGGUGCCUGGAUUUUUACCAGCGCCCUCCGUGUGGGCCUUGCCCGGUACGUCGGACAGGCUGUGCGUGACCACUCACUGGCCAGCACGUCCACCACGGCCCGCGUGGUGGCCAUCGGCAUUGCCUCAUUGGGCCACGUGCUGCACCGUCGGCUUCUGGACGACGCCCAGGAGGACAGCCCUGUCCACUACCCCAUGGACGAUGGUGGCAACCAGGGCCCCGCCUGCCCCCUGGGCAGCAACCACUCCCACUUCAUCCUGGUGGACCCGGGCACCCCUGGGAAGGUCAACGGGCGCACGGAGCUGCGGCUGAGGCUGGAGAAGCCCAUCUCGGAGCAAAGGACCGGCUACGGGGGUGAGGGCAGCAUCGAGAUCCCCGUCCUCUGUCUGCUGGUCAACGGUGACCCCAGCACCCUGGAGGGAGGCAGGGGCGGCAGGAUUUCCAGGGCCGUGGAGCACGCCGGCCCGUGGCUGACCCUGGCGGGCUCGGGGGGCAUCGCCGACGUGCUUGCUGCCCUGAUGAGCCAGCCCCACCUCCCGGUGCCCCAGGUGGCCGAGAAGCAGUUUAGAGAGAAGUUCCCCAGUGAGAACCUCUCCUGGGAGGACAUCGUGCACUGGACAGAACUGCUGCGGAACAUCACCUCCCACCCGCACCUGCUCACCGUGCGUGACUUCGGGCAGGAGGGCUCCGAGGAGCUGGACGCGGUCAUCCUCAAGGCGCUGGUGAAAGCCUGCAAGAGCCGCAGCCAGGAGGCGCGGGACUGCCUGGAUGAGCUGAAGCUGGCCGCGGCCUGGGACCGCGCGGACAUCGCCAGGAGCGGGAUCUCCAACGGGGACGUGGAGCGGGAGUCCCGCGACCUGGAGGAGGUGAUGAUGGACGCGCGGAGCAACAGGCCCGAGUUCGUGCGCCUCUUCGCGGACAGUGGCGCCGAGGUGGCGGACUUCCUGACGCGCGAGCUGCGCCAGCUCUACCGCUCGGUGCCCCCCAAGGGCCUGCCCUUCAACCUGCUGCAGCGCAGGCGCGAUGAAGGCCGGCUGACGCUGGCCGGGCUGGGCGCCCAGCAGGCCCGGGAGCCGCCCGCCUUCCCCCUGCACGAGGUGUCGCCGGUGCUCAAGGACUUCCUGCACGACGCCGGCCGUGGACCCCACCAGGCGGGGAGCUGUGAGCGGGCGGCGGGGCCGCGGCUGCGGGCUGACGCCCCUGUCCUCCAGGAGCAGGGCCCGGCCCGGCGGCCCACGGGCCAGAAGGGGCUGCUGGACCCGAACCAGAGGAGCAAGAGCCCCUGGAGGGACCUGUUCCUGUGGGCGGUGCUGCAGAACCGCCACGAGAUGGCUACCUACUUCUGGGCCGUGGGCCAGGAGGGCGUGGCAGCCGCUCUGGCCACCUGCAAGAUCUUCCAAGAGAUGUCCCACCUGGAGAGGGGGGCCGAGGUGGGCCGCACCCUGCGAGAGGCCAAGUACAAGCAGCUGGCCCUGGGAGCUUUCCCCAAGUGCUGCCGUAACGGGGAGGAGCGCACCUCCGCCCUGCUGGUGCGCCGGGGCCGCUCUCGGAGCAGAACCACGUGUCUGCACCUGGCCACCGAGGCCGACUCGGAGGCCUUCUUUGCCCGCGACGGGUGCAGAAACCCCGCUUCCUCAGCUCAGCCCUCCCGGACCCCCGAGCCUGGCCUCCCCCGUCGAAGGGUCUUCCUUCCCCAGCAGGAUGGAGGCUCCAGGGGACUCCGGGAGCCAGGGCUGGGAGGGGCGAUGCUUCCGCUGAACCUGGAAGGGCAGGCCUGCUGCGGGAACAGCAGGGCAGAGGUGUGGAGGCGGGGGCAGGCGGCGGGGGCAGCCGUGCCUUUAUUUCAGGCCUUCCUGACCAAGAUCUGGUGGGGGGACAUGGCCUCCGGCACGCCCAUCCUGCGGCUGCUGGGUGCCUUCCUCUGCCCGGCCCUCGCGUACACCAACCUCAUCACCUUCAGUGAGGAGGCCCCUCUAAGGACGGGCCCAGAGGACCUGCAGGGGCUGGACAGCCUGGACACGGAGAAGAGGCUGCUCUGUGGCCCGGGCAGUGGGGCGGAGCAGCUGGCCAAGGCACCAAGGACUCAGGGCAGCCGAGGCCCACGAGCCGCCUUCUUGCUCACGCGCGGGCGGAAGUUCUGGGGGGCGCCCGUGACCGUGCUCUUGGGGAACGUGGUCAUGUACUUUGCGUUCCUCUUCCUGUUCACCUGCCUGCUGGUGGACUUCAGGCCCCCUCCCCAGGGGCCGUCGGGGGCUGAGGUCACCCUCUACUUCUGGGUCUUCACGCUGGUGCUGGAGGAGAUCCGGCAGAGCUCCUUCGCAGAUGAGGACGCACACCUGGUGAAGAAAGAGGACGACUGGAACAAGCGAGGCAUGGUGGCCGUCGUCCUGUUCAUUGUCGGUGUCCCCCGCAGGACGCUGCCCUCGGUGUUUGAGGCCGGCCGCACGAUCCUCGCCAUCGACUUCACGGUGUUCACGCUGUGGCUCGCCCACACCUUCGCCAUCCACAGGCAGCUGGGCCCCAAGGUCACCAUCGUGGCGCGGGUGACGAAGGACGUCUGCUUCUUCCUCUUCGUCCUGCGCGUGUGGCUUGUGGCCCACAGCGUGACCAGCCAGGCGCUGCCGCACCCCCACGACAGGCGCCUGGAGUGGAUCUUCCGCCGUGUGCUCUACCGGCCGUUCCUACAGAUCUCCGGGCAGAUCCCCCUGGACGAGAUCGAUGAAGCCCGCGUGAACUGCUCCGUGCACCCCCUGCUGCCGGAGGACUCGCCCUCCUGCCCCAACCUCUACGCCAACUGGCUGGUCACCCUCCUGCUGGUCACCAACGUGCUGCUCACGAACUUGCUCAUCGCCACGUUCAGCUACACGUUCCAGGCGGUGCAGGGAAACGCGGACACUUGCUGGAAGUUGCAGCGCUACCACCUCAUCGUGAAGUACCGCGAGCGCCCGCCCUUCGUCCUCCUCAGCCACCUGAACCUGGUGCUCAAGAGGUUCUUCCGGAAGGAGGCCCGGCAGAAGCGGGCGCGCCUGGAGAGGGACCUGCCGGAGCCCCUGGACCAGAAGAUGGUCACCUGGGAGGCGGUGCAGGAGGAGAACCACCUGAGCAAGCUGGAGAAGCGGAGGAAGGACAGCGGGGAGGAGCUGCUGCGGAAGACGGCUCACAGGGGCGGGGACCGGGUGGACUUCGUAGCCAAGUACCUCGGGGACCUGAGAGACCAGGAGCAGCGGGUCAAGCAUCUGGAGUCUCAGGUCAGCUACUGCACCGUGCUCCUCUCCUCCACGGCCGGCACGCCGGCCCGCAGGAACACCUACUAG
This is a messenger RNA of Physeter macrocephalus (sperm whale), 4635 nucleotides long. RefSeq names its product transient receptor potential cation channel subfamily M member 5 (gene TRPM5). NCBI's taxonomy places the organism in Eukaryota, Metazoa, Chordata, Mammalia, Artiodactyla, Physeteridae. The record is from RefSeq and is a predicted model, not a curated record. Gene Ontology annotation, molecular function: ligand-gated calcium channel activity; calcium-activated cation channel activity. Gene Ontology annotation, cellular component: plasma membrane. Gene Ontology annotation, biological process: calcium ion transmembrane transport.